Molecule: messenger RNA, 2182 nt
Organism: Porites evermanni
Lineage: Eukaryota; Metazoa; Cnidaria; Anthozoa; Scleractinia; Poritidae
Source: the annotation of a GenBank genome assembly
AUGAAUUCUCCAAUGAGGUGUGUAAUGGUUGCGCUCGGAAUUUUGAUGGUUUCUGUGAAGGGAUUGUAUGGUAAGGUGCCGUGCUCGAACACACCUAGGUAUACAUUAAGAGCACAAUCCCGAUUCCCUGUAACCCUGACGGUUCCUCGAACCUCCCGAUAUUUCGAACAAGACUGACUUGCCUUUUCAAUUCAAACUAUGUAAUUUUCCCCCUUCAUUUUUUAGAACCUUUCAAUAAUUCGAAACAAUUUUCUUUUCCCGAGGAGGUUUGGAAACUCGUUAUUCCACUGUGUAAUACACUAAAUAAAUUUGUUCAACCUCGUUCCCAGAUCUUCUCUCUACAGCUGUAAUUCAUAAGAAGCUGACUUUGACCACGUUCAAACUAGAGAAACUUGUGAAAACCGUCUAAGUAAAGUCCUUCUAAUCUUACCAACGUUGCUAUUUUGAUAUAUUAUCAGGAGUAUUCACUAAAAUAUGUUCUACGGGCCGUCAGUCCCCACCAUUUUCAAAUGAAAGCACUUUUACACUUUAAAGGCAAAAAAUCAUCAAGCGCAAAAGCUAUAUAAAAAACUAAAAAGGACAUAUCUCCUUUAACGUUCGCUUAUGUUUCCACUUCUUGGUGAAGGACCCACUCACUCUCGAAAAAGAAAAAAAAUCAAACAGUCAAGUUUUCUUUUUUUUCUCUUCAUUAUCUUGCCUAUUUUAGAAACGUUUCUUUUCGUUUCUGGUCGUUUCGCUACAGUUUAUUUCGCUGCUUGUCAAAAUCUUAAACAGUCCCGAACAGUUAGCUGUGUGUUAUUAACGGAAAAGGGCGCACUUAACGGUACCGUGCACUUUCCAAGUAAUUUGCUUCAAAUACGGAUCAAGCAUUUGAAAUGCAAAGAAAUUUCAAUUGCUUGCUUAGUUUAUACUUCCCGACUUUUUAAUAGAGAGAGUAUAAAUUAUGAAUUCCUGUUUUUCCCCCCAUCAGUCGGAUAUAUAAGACGUGACAAGCUUCAUGAAGACAGCGGGCUCCGAAAGGGCCAUGGAACGAGUUAAAGGAUUUCGAUCUCAUAAAUCACCGUCCAAUAUUCAGUGACAAAGAAGUAAACGUUUUUAUCCGAGUGGUAAUGAGUAGAAAUUUGGAGCACUUUAAACUAGCUACAGAUACAAAGGAUGAUCAUAACAAAUAUCAAAAACAGAAAUUCGCUCUAAAGUCAAACGCAUCAGUCAGCUGAUAUAAAGUUUUUGCUUUUUUUGUCCCCCAGCUUUCGAUCGCGACAAUUUUGGGAUUGGUGCGCCAUAUCCUGCUAACAUCUAUCCAAUUGAGUUCACUUCUACCCAGGUUACCUGUGUAGCCUUUGAUUCAGCUGGAAUAAAAACUCCUGAAAGGAUACAGUUCAUGAGGAAGGACAACUAUGCGCGUUAUACAAAUAUAACUGCUAAUGCAAACAUAUAUUUCACACACCGAACCGAGGAAGUGGACAAGGGUAAGCCGAUGUCUUAUAAAAAUAAAACCUAAAAGUGACUCUAAGUAUUGCAACUGAGUAUCCCAUUUUAUAUUUGAUAUUACACCGCUAUUACACAACGAGAAAGCGCGCUUUACAUUAGUGAUCUGAAUUAGCCUUCGUUCCAACGUCACCGUCUUCCGUCAACCAAAGAGCGGCACGUUGUCUUAACAAUCAUCAGGUUUUACCCAGCAUUCCUUAGUCAUGAGGGGAACACGUAUCUUUAAAUUGACCAUUUCCGCGUGCCAUAAACUCUCACGUUCAAAACGAGGCUAAGAACAAACCCUUGUGAAAAUGAGUUUUAUUUGCACGAGAAUGAAAAAUCAUUUUCCGAAAUCAACGGCUUCGCAGUUAGUCUCGCUUUGAGACAGAGGCUUGGAGAAACUCGGAAAUGGCGUAUUGCUAUUACACUGUUAGGAAUCUGUCAAGUUUUUUAUAUACCUUAUCCUGAAAUAAUACAAUGACAAACAUGCAAGCUAUUCGACGAUGUGCAUAUAAUUAUGUAACCUACUAAGAGUCCCAACACUUCUACAGAUGGAAAGAAGAUAAAGAAGCUCUUUGUCACGAUGCACAUACGGAAUGUAACGUUAGAGUACGAUAGUACGUAUGGUCUAUUGGGAAGGUACGAAUGUCACGCUUUUGCCGUUGGAUCACCCUUGGAACGCAAGCAUGGUUUCAGUGUGAACGUCAUUUCG